GGGGCAAGGGAUGAAAGGGACAGUCUCUAUAACUUGCUGCUAAAUUACUUAUGGAGCUUCGUUAUUUCACAGAUAGAUGACACUAGUAGUCCAUAGUUUUCACACAUUUGUAGGGUCCAAUACACUAGCGCCAGUGUUUGGAAUUCCCGGAUGAGCAGAAAACGCAUGCAAAAGUAAGUUUUCUUCAUUUUUUACAUUUAGGGGUAAAAUCUCAAACAUAGUCAUUGGAUAAUGUACUUGAAUUGGGAUAAUUACUUUGAAACCUCUAGAAUAUGUUUAUUUAAUCGGUUUUAAAUUAUAUUUCACUGUCAGAAAGUUAGGUUGUAGUUUUGGUUGCUUGAGGCCUGGGGGUUGAAAGGGACAGUAAAAUAGGGGAUGAAUGGGACAUGUCCCUUUCAACCCCAUAUUGACAUGUUUUUGGCAUGCUCUAAUGCUAAAUUUUUUUAAUAGAAAAAAAUGCCUCGAAAGUAUAAGAAAAAGAAACAGAAAGAACGUGUGAUGCCAGAAGUGAUUCAAGGGGCAAUAAUUGAAGUUGUCGAAAAAGAAGCAUCAAUCAGGGCUACAGCCAGUACCCACGGAAUUGCAAAAUCGCAUUUGGCUAGACUUGUUUCAAGAUAUAAAAAAGACAAUGUAGUGUAUUCACCGCGUGUGGGUAACAGGAAAGUUUUUACUACAGAGCAGGAGGCAGAAUUAGCAUUGUAUUUAAUGCAAGCAUCAUCAAUGAAUCACGGUUUAACAACACUGCAAACGAGGGAAUUGGCUUUUCAAUAUGCAAAACUUGUACAAUCAAAUACAAUUCCUAAAACCUGGUUUACUAAUAACCAAGCUGGUUUAGAUUGGUUGCAAGGCUUUAUGACCAGGAAUAAGAAUUUGUCUGUAAGAACACCCGAAGCAACAAGUUUGGCCCGAAGUACAAGCUUCAAUAAAACAAAUGUCAGGAACUUUUUCAAGAAUCUAGAAGAUGUUAUGAAGAGAUAUGAAUUCACUCCAGACAGAAUAUAUAAUUGUGAUGAAACAGGUUUCACUACUGUUCACAAACCCCCAAAUGUCAUUUCUAGAAAAGGGGAAAAGCAAGUAGCCCAAGUGACUUCUGGUGAAAGGGGGCAGUUAGUUACUGUUCUUUGUUUCAUAAAUGCGAUGGGAAAUGCAUUGCCCCCUGCAUUUGUAUUCCCAAGAGUUAAUUUCAAGGAUUUUAUGCUGGCAGGAGCGCCUGCUCAAAGUCUCGGACUAGCCCAUCAGAGUGGCUGGAUGACAGCUGAAAAUUUUUUAAAGUGUUUGCAACAUUUCUCAAACUUUGCUGGGACAUCUACAAGCAAUAGCCAUACAGUACUCCUAAUUUUGGACAAUCAUGACAGCCACAUUUUUAUUGAAUCAAUAAAAUUCGCCAAAGAAAACGGAAUAGUGCUGCUAACUCUACCUCCACACACCAGCCAGCGACUGCAGCCACUGGAUGUUGCCGUCUAUGGACCAUUGAAAAGCAGAUACAAUGUUGCUGCAAACAACUGGAUGAUCAAUCAUCCCGGCAAACCUAUGACGAUUUAUGAUGUCCCUGCUCUUGUUAGCGAGGCGUUUGAUGCAUCUCUUACACGAAACAACAUUUUAUCAGGUUUUGCAAAGACUGGAAUAUACCCGUUCAAUAGUGAAGUUUUCACAGAUGACGACUUCCUGCAAGCUGAAGUUACUAAUCGCCCUGAUCCAGAAAAUCCACCCACAGCCGUAACACCAAUGGCAUCCGCUUCCACUUCUGAUGUGCCUACUACAUCUUCUGUGCCCAAGACACUUCCUGUUUGUCCUCAAGCGUCUACAAGUGGAACAAGCGUUCUUUCACCUCAGCUUGUCAAACCGUUCCCAAAAGCUUCUGCACGGAAAACAGCGAAAUCUAACAGAAGAGGCUCAACAAGGAUUCUUACUGAUACUCCUGAAAAAGAUAAAAUCCAGCAAGCAUUCCAGGAAAAAGAGGCGAAGAAGCGAAAGAACGAGUCCAAAGAAAGGAGGACAAAAUCUAAAAAGCAGCUGUUGCAACAUAUUCCAGAAGAAACUGAAAGUGAAGAUGAAGGAUCUCAAAGCAGCUCUUCCUCAAAGUCUGAUGCAACAUCGAGUGAGGGAUCUGAUAUUGAAAACAGUGUCAAACAUAUUCAGCCCAAUGAUUUCAUUUUAGUCAGAUUUGCAAAAAAAACUUCUGUUGUUUACUUCGUGGGAAAAGUUUUAAAGAAACUGAGUGAUGAAGACUUGAAAGUCAAGUUUAUGAAAAAAAUAUUAGGAUGUUACAAGUUCAUAUUUCCUGAAGAGGAUGAUAUCAGUGAUGUCACCAUGGAAGAUAUAGUUUUAAAGCUACCCCAUCCAUCCCAAGCAGGAGGAACAGCAAGAGCAAGCAAACAGUUUAUAUUUUCCAUUGAUUUCACCUCAUAUCGGCUGGGAUAGAUUGCGAAAAACAUUCUAUUGACCAAAGAAAGACAGUUUAAUUAUGUGAGAGCCUACUAAUUGUGAUAUUCUUUAGUUAUUGUUCUUUGUUUGAAAAUAUUUGAUAUUCUUUAAUUGUUUUAAAAAUAUUGAUAAUCUUUAAUUGUUUUAAAAGUAUUGGUAAUCUUUAACUGUUUAAAAUAAAUGUGAUGUCACAUAAUUCAUAUUAUUAAAAGUGUAAUUUUUAAAAAUUUUAGUCUCUAGCUUAUCACUUAUCAGUUACAACAAAAUUUGAAAACAUUGAGAUAACUAAUUCCAAGUUUUACAUUAGAACGCAGGUAGUCCCUUUCAUCCCCGAGUGUGUCCCUUUCAACCCAGACAUGGGAAUGAAAGGGACACUUGGAGAGGUCUUUAAAAAUAUGAACAUGUUCAACUACCAAUAUAAUAGGAUGAAUUCACAAUAUGGUCAGAACAAAGUAAAGGUUUAAUGAAUCUUUUGCACUAAAAAUAAAACUGAUUAGAAGUAAACUUUUCCAGUGAAAAAUAAAAAUAUGAAUUUUGUCUCUUUCAUCCCCACCCUCCCCUAUAACAAAGCAGUCACACAUAGUCAGAGGUAAAGCAUUAGCUUGCAAGCUGCAAGGUUCUGGCUCAAAUCUCUGUACUGUACAUCCUGUCAAAUUUUGUAUGGAUAGUCAGAUGGACAAGGUAGUCCCUUUCAUCCCCGAGUGUGUCCCUUUCAACCCAGACAUGGGAAUGAAAGGGACACUUGGAGAGGUCUUUAAAAAUAUGAACAUGUUCAACUACCAAUAUAAUAGGAUGAAUUCACAAUAUGGUCAGAACAAAGUAAAGGUUUAAUGAAUCUUUUGCACUAAAAAUAAAACUGAUUAGAAGUAAACUUUUCCAGUGAAAAAUAAAAAUAUGAAUUUUGUCUCUUUCAUCCCCACCCUCCCCUAUAACAAAGCAGUCACACAUAGUCAGAGGUAAAGCAUUAGCUUGCAAGCUGCAAGGUUCUGGCUCAAAUCUCUGUACUGUACAUCCUGUCAAAUUUUGUAUGGAUAGUCAGAUGGACAAGGUAGUAAAAUCAGCUCUAGGGAAUUGGAUUGUAUUGGUCCAGUAUCUUUGAGUUGUGUGAGUAGCAAAAUGAAUGUGUAGGUAGUGUUUGUCCCAAACUUGUGUAGUAAAUAUCAUAUGGUAAAUUGUUACUAUAUAAUAUUCUUAUCACAUUUGUAUUGCUACUUACAUAACUCAAGACUAGAUACACAAAUCAGGAACCUAGGAAUUAUUCAUGGGCAGUCUGUCCAAAUAUGUUGGGCUCCAUCUGGCCAUUCUCAUUGUGGGUCUAACUAAACCCAUACUGUAUAUGGGAGAAAAAAGAUUUUUUUAGUGCUCACAAGGCUGAGUUUUAAAAAGCUACAGGAAAUAGAAUAGGAUAUUUAUUAUAUUUUUCUCCUCCAAGUCAUUUCCACAACUAUCCUCC
This is a messenger RNA of Centruroides sculpturatus (bark scorpion), 3877 nucleotides long. RefSeq lists its product as uncharacterized. The coding region runs from base 457 to 2421 and encodes 654 amino acids. Lineage: Eukaryota; Metazoa; Arthropoda; Arachnida; Scorpiones; Buthidae. Gene Ontology annotation, cellular component: nucleus. Gene Ontology annotation, molecular function: DNA binding. The record is from RefSeq and is a predicted model, not a curated record. The transcript is spliced from 2 exons.